CACAAACAAAUAUGGCAACUUACGAUAUCGGAAUGAUGGGCUUUAUGGUAAUCUUAAGUUGCUUUACAUGCGGUUUGGCAAAGGUGUAUAUAGUGGGAGACACGGCUGGUUGGGCACUAAGCGUCGAUUACACCACCUGGACGGGUGACAAAACUUUCAAAGUGGGAGAUAGUCUUGUAUUCAACUACGACAGUAGCCAUACGGUGGAUGAAGUGAGCUCCGGCGAUUACACCACCUGCUCCGUCGGCAAUUCCAUCGCGUCUUACAAUUCCGGCACCAGCACUAUCGCUCUAAACACCACCGGCAACCAUUACUUCAUAUGUGGUGUCGUCGGACAUUGUAGUGGUGGCAUGAAGCUGACAGUUGCUGUCACCGGCGCCGAUGGUAGUCCCUCCGCCGCUCCAUCAUCCAUAACAGCCGAUUCUCCCUCCACCUCAACAACCCUUGGAAACACUCUUACCCCUGCUACAACGGCUGCCGAAACUAGGAAUAUUCCGGCUGAAAGUUCAUCGUCGGCCAUCUCACCUUUUGCAGCUGCUAUUUUCAGUUUGGUUGCAUUGCUGUGGGAAUUGGUUCUUGCCUGAGUUAAUUUUCCGGCCGGCCAGGAUGGAGGCAGUGCUCUCUCUUUAUUUCUUAUCAUUUUUAUUUUAGAUUAUUUUUAUGUAUUUGCA
Messenger RNA from Cynara cardunculus var. scolymus (artichoke), 671 nucleotides. RefSeq names its product blue copper protein-like. NCBI's taxonomy places the organism in Eukaryota, Viridiplantae, Streptophyta, Magnoliopsida, Asterales, Asteraceae. Bases 12 to 584 code for a protein of 190 amino acids. The transcript has 2 exons. Gene Ontology annotation, molecular function: electron transfer activity. The record is from RefSeq and is a predicted model, not a curated record. Gene Ontology annotation, cellular component: plasma membrane.